AUGACAGUUUCUUCCUCAUUGACUCCCCGAGACAGUCAGGGAACUGGUAUUCUCAUUUUUAUUUGGGUUCUAAGUGGCAUCGCAACGCUAGUAGUCAUGUUGCGUAUUAUAGCCAAAGUGAAGAUUCGGCUUUUUCGAUUGGAUGAUCUCGUUAUGAUUGCUGCCCUGGUAAUCUGCCUUAUCGCAUCCUCCUUUUCGACUUCUGCAGUGAGAUUCGGAUACGGGCAGCGCAGCCCGGUACCCUCCGAAGACAAUGCGAUCAAAGCGCGGCAAUUUUACCUCAUAGGCCAGGCUAUUAUGCUCGCUGGCACGGCACUAGGUCGAGUAGCCUUCGUGUUAUAUAUGUUGGCUAUUCUGGGAGGGAAGAUAUGGCACCGUAUCGUCCUCGUCGGCCUGACAGUCCUGGGACUUGUAAUCAAUUUGGUUUGCAUUAUCAUGAUAUUUACUAUGUGUCCGAAUGUAAACGGAAACUGGGACUGCCGACUGGGGGGAAGAAACCGUCUGAUCCAAGUUGAACUAAGCUAUAGUUACUUCCAAAGCGGUUUCAACACUUUCAUCGACCUCUACCUAGCAAUCGUCCCUACGUGGAUCUUCUGGCAUCUUAAUCUGAAACUCAACAUCAAGCUCAGUCUGGUAGUCCUAAUGAGCCUAGGGUUAAUAGCCAUGGCAGCCGCCCUAGCCAAAACCGUUCAACUUCAGCAAAUGACCCAAGACAUGCUCACAGGCACUACAGACCUACUUCGAUGGGCUUUCCUAGAAGGAUACCUAGUAAUCACCACGGCUUCUCUACCCUGUCUGCGAUCUCUAAUCAUGUCCUCAAUCCUCUACACGAGGGGCAAUGGCGAUCGAUCACGCUCCUACGAGUUAAGAACGCCAUAUGAUGGGGCUGUUGGGUCUACAAACGCCAUAGCGAAUACUAAUUCACAUUGGGGAACAGAUUCCCGGCUGCGUAAUAUUCUUCCUCGGUCAAAUAGUAUGAGGACUGGUGGCAGCGUGGAUUAUAUUCUAGGUAGUCGGGAUAGCGUUGAUGGGAUGCAGAUGAAUGGGAUCGGUCAGGAUUUGAAACAUCAGAGGAAAUGCAUUCGGAAACAAGUUGAUGUGAGUGUUGUUGAGGAGGACAAAUGA
This is a messenger RNA of Talaromyces proteolyticus, 1125 nucleotides long. RefSeq lists its product as uncharacterized. The coding region runs from base 1 to 1125 and encodes 374 amino acids. Lineage: Eukaryota; Fungi; Ascomycota; Eurotiomycetes; Eurotiales; Trichocomaceae. The transcript is spliced from 4 exons. The record is from RefSeq and is a predicted model, not a curated record.